This is a messenger RNA of Symbiodinium sp. CCMP2592, 669 nucleotides long. The record is from the annotation of a GenBank genome assembly. NCBI's taxonomy places the organism in Eukaryota, Dinophyceae, Suessiales, Symbiodiniaceae.
AUGUCGUCGAUGCAGGAGCAUACAAUGACGGCAGCGCCCACGACGAUGCCGAUGGAGUCGCAUCUACAGUGGGAGCACGACUUACAAAUGCCGGCAGUUAUGUUUCUGAAUCACCCAAGUGCACCGGUUCCGGACGAUGGUAUGUUCACCGGCGCAAUCAACCUGGAGUUUGCGGAUUUCACCGCGGUGCACAGGGUUCGCCGCCUCAGUGAAGAAGAGAUGACCAAGCUUUGUCGACAGAUCCAUGAGGAUGUUUCUGCAUCGUCGGAGUCUUCUGAGAGUUGCCCACCAAUUCAGCGAUGCAAUGGCAUGCAAGUCGAAUCGGGGCCUGAUGCUGCGGACGGAAGCCUGAGUGGCGAACAGUUUCACCUGUUUUCCUUCACGCAUACCACCCGAGGGAACUGGCAACGACCGCUGGAAGCAUCCGAGAACAUGCAAGGAAGUCUUUGGUGUGAGCCAAGCUCAUCGCAAGACACCAUAAUAUCGAAUUUUGCCAGCCCCGACACUGAGAACUCCCCAAAGCCAACGGGCUGCAUAGUUCUCUUCGAAAUGGUGCGGCCUCACAGAGUCCAAGACCUUCUGCCAUCAAGCUGGGCCGGCAAGGCUUCACGCGUGAAGACUUGGAUGUGCUCAGCAUACCGGCCCAGCUCCAGACCGCGGGAGCAGUGA